GUUUUUGACGGAGGAAAGGAGAGCACGCAACAACAUUAGUUAAGAAAAAUAAUUAAACAUAAUAAUUAUUCGGAGUCGGAAACAAUGCUUCGCGUACGGCGUCGGUGCGGAGAGAGAGCGGAGCGGUGGUGACGUCGUGACGAGCGGAGCUGUGGACGAUGACCGCUGAACGCCGACGGCGAGGGGCGUGCCCGACGUCCGCCGCGAGCGACGCGCAGCGGGAAGAAGAAAUGUGGCGCGAAACCCGCCACAGUAUGGUUUAUCUGGUAAGCGGAUACAUACCAUAAACCAUUCAUAGACCUCGAUUUAAAAUAAUUAUUAUCAAGAUAAUUUAUUGUAUUAUUAUUUUGUUUGAAACAAUCAAAGAAAUCUUGCUCACAACCAUUGACCAGGUUCCGGCAGUAGUAUUUUUUUCUAUGGCUCUGUCACGCAAUGAAGAUUUAAGGUGUACCGAUAUAUCGAUUAUAAUAUCUUAAACCAACGCAAUCACGCAGGGUAUAUUUUAUAGUUCAAGAAAGCACCGCUAAAAUCGUGGUUAUUAUAUUCCUCCACUUAGGUAUUCACCGUCGCAAAACUCAACUCUUUACUGCACCGCUACCACCCGCCAUCAUUGUUGUUACCAGUCCAUAUUAUCUAAUUUCGUGAUAAUAACUAAAAAUAUUUUCAAGAUUAUUAUUUCAACGAUAUGCGAAUAAUAUUUGAUAAUGAUUCAUUCUACCAAAUGUCUUCGGUUCUUACAAUCCUUCACUUUCUAACUUUUGUUGACCAAUUGAAAAAUUCUAAACUGGUAAGAUCUUAUAACUGACAUAUUUGUUUAUUUUUCACAUGGAAUGUUUUUUUUUUUAAAUAUUUAUUUAAUUUGUUUUAGGUAUAUGGUUUUUGUUUUAAUUAUUACAUAUAUAAAAAAAAAUUGAUGAAACUAAUUUUUCGCCAAUUGCAAAGUUAUUUCAUAAACAGCCAUUUUUUUCAAUCAUACUCUACCAAGAUGAAUGCAUUAUUACCACCAGAAGUUGUACGAGGUAUGAAAAUUUUUAAAAUUGAUAAAUUCACAAAAUCAGUUACUGUACCAGUAAUUAAAGUUAAUAAAAAUAACAUUGAAACUGCAAAUAAAAUAUUAAGGAAUUAUAUUAUUAAGCUAAACAACUUUAGGUCAGUUCGUAAUGACUCUAAUGACUGUGAAUGUGUUUUCUUUCUUGAUCCAACCAAAUUUUCUACAUGUGAUGAUCUCAACUUGACCUUUAUUUCUGCUAAAAAUUUGAAUUAUGUAACUAUUGAAAUAGGUUAUAACAAUUGGAAUCAUGAUGAAAUACUUAAAGCAAUACUCCCAGAAAAAUCAAUGUUAUCAAGUUAUUCAUCUAUUGGAUCAAUUGUACAUGUUAAUCUCAAACCAGAAUUGUUAGAUUAUAAAGACAUUAUUGGACAAGUACUUAAAGACAAAAUCAAGGGAUGUAAAAGUGUUGUAAAUAAAAUUGAUAAUAUAAAUAAUGUAUUUAGAAACUUUGAGUAUGAAGUUAUUUGUGGUUCAUCUGAUCUUAAAACAACAGUAAAGGAAAAUAAAUGCUUAUUUGACCUAGAUUUUUCAGAAGUCUAUUGGAAUCCAAGAUUAUGUACUGAACAUGAGCGUAUUUUACAAAAACUUAAACCAGGAGAUGUGUUGUAUGAUGUGUUUGCUGGAAUAGGACCAUUUUCUGUACCAGCUGCGAAAAUGGGAUGCAUAGUAAUUGCUAAUGAUUUGAAUCCAAAUAGUUGUAAAUGGUUAGAAGUAAACAAAAAGAAAAACCGCAUUAAAGAUGAAUUAUUAACAAUUAUCAAUAAAGACGGAAGUAAAUUCAUUCAAGAAGACUUGAAGAAACAUUUAAUUUCAUGGUCAAAGAAAAUUACUUCAGAAAAUAAUAUACACAUAACAAUGAAUUUGCCAGCGAUUGCUGUAGAGUUUAUCAAGUAUUUUAAUAAUUUAUUUGAAUGGGAAGAAAUAUUUGAUUAUUCUUUACCAAUUUUGCAUGUUUAUACUUUUGUUAAAACUGAUCAAAAUUAUGAAUUAGGUUUAAAAUUAAUAAUGGAAGAAUAUUUCCAUAAUGUAAAAAAAGAAGAUAUUCAAGAAAUUUUAAGAGUCAGAAAUGUAGCACCCAAUAAGGAAAUGGUUCGAAUUACAAUUCAGAUGAGGAAGGAAGUACUAUGUAAAUCAGAAAUCGCAAAGAAAAGAAAAUUAAUUGAAAGCAAUUUUGAUUUUAAAAAAGCCAAAGAAGAUGUGUGAUUUUGUUUUAAUUGUGUAAUAUACUAUUUUGUAUUUAAUUAUUAUUUUAUAAAUUUAUUUAAUUUAUAUACUCAUUUGUAUACUAAAUUCUUCAUCAGUAUUCCAAUUAAAUAAUUAGCCAUUGAUUUCAUAGACAUAGGGUUAAGAGUAAUGAGUUAAUAAAUUGUUGAAAAUGUUGGAUAUCAUUAAUAUAUAAAAUAAUGAUAGCAUUUCAAUAUUUUCAAAUUUUGAUAUACCUACAUAUUUUAUCUUAAGUUUCAAAAUUGUGUAUACCCUGUUAUUAAAAUUAUUAUUAUUAAACCUAAUAUUAAAAUAAAGUAUGAUGUGCUUGUGUAUUAUGUAAAAAGGUGAUUAACAUAUUUUUUAAACAGUUUAACAAAUAUUAAAAUAACCAAAUAGUAACAAUUAAUUUCAUUUAUUUUCAUACAUAAUUUACCUAUUAAAUAGUUAACUUAUAAUAUAUAUAUAUAUAAUUUUAAAAUAUCACCUCAUAGUUUCAAUGUUUUGUAAAUUUAAUUGUACCUAUACAUAAACACAUUAAGUGUAUUUCCUUUUUUUUCUUUAUUUAUUGAAAUAAAUCUACAAUCUAUACAUUUUUUGUAUAAUGAGUAGGUUUGAUAAGUGUAAAUAAAAGUAGUUAACAUGAAUAAUAAGAUUAGGGAAGAUACUCCCUAGUGUAACAACCUAUUCAGUGUAUUUUCUGAAGAAAAAAAAAAAGUAAUAAUAUUACUUAUACUUUUUUGAUUAUUCAGUUUUAAUAAUUUAUUAUUUAAAUAUAAACUACAUCACUUAGAACUUAUCAUUUGUAUUAAAUUAUCUUGCCGUAUUUUAAUUGCAUAAUACUUUAAUUGAUGAUUAAACAAAAUACAAAUUUAAUAAUUAAUUCAUGAAAUAAUUUAAUCUUUAUUCAAUAUGCCUUGCAUAGUUUUAUAUUAUGUUUAAUAUAUUAAAAACUAUCUAAAACAAAAUAAGAAGGAACUGAAAAAAUACAUUUUUAGAACAAAAUAAUUUUUAUUAAUAUUUAAAAAUCAAAUUAACUUUAUUCAUAUUUAUAUAUAAAUAUUUAUUUAUAGAACUAUAAAUUAUUGAACAUUGAAGAACAAUCCAAUCUCAAUUUAAAAUAUAUGCAUGAAAAAAUGACAAUAAUGGAAAAGACAUCGGACUUGAUGUUAAAAUAUGUUUUUAAACGAAUUAUUUAUUUUAUCAAUGAUUUCAAAGAUUUAAUCAAUAAAACUGUUACUGUAAUAAAGGAUGACAUUUCGAAAACAAAUGGCUGUGGUAAAUUUGAAUGUAUUGUUUAUUUAAACUCUAUUGGAAUCUAUUCCAAUAGUGAAAAUAUAAUCAAACAAUUUGAACAGCAUUUAAUUAGUAAAUUGCCUAAUGAUAUACUAGUAUAUCCGCAUUAUACUGCACAUCCAGUAAAUUUUGAAGAUAUAAGGAAUUUUCAAACGCAUACACAUCUACUUCUUGGACAACACAUUUUUCAAGCUAUUAAGGUAAAUAUUUUAAUUAAAAGAUAUGUACAAUGGUAUAAAUAACUGAUAUUUUUAGGUAAUAAAAGAAAGUAUUGAAAAAUUUACUUUAGAAAAUAUAUUUUUGAGCUUUAAUGGCGGAAAAGAUUGUGUUGUUGUAUUGUACUUGUUUCAAGCUGUGUUAGAAGAAUUAAAAUUAAGUGGAUCAAUUAAAGCUGUAUAUUUUACAUCAGAUGAUCAAUUUUCUGAGGAGGAAGACUAUGUUCAAUCUACUGUGAAAAUGUUAAUUUUUAAAUAUAAAUAAUAUUAUUUUAUUAAUCAUUAAAUCAUUAUAAUAUUUAGGUUUAAUUUAGAUUUAACGGUUAUCAAAGGAGAACUUAAAACUGGCCUUGAUCAUUUUUUGAAAAAUAAUCCUAAUUUGUGUGCUUCUAUCAUAGGUACAAGACAGUCUGAUACAGGUUCCACAAAACUUCAAUUUUUUCAAGUAAAUUUUAAAUGUAUUUAUUUAGAUACAUACAUAACUUUAAUUUUCUAAAUAUUAGAAACUAAUAUAUUUAUUAUUUUCAAACUAAAUUUAAUAUAGUACUUAAAUAGAAAAAUAUAAUUAAGCAAAAACAAAUUCUGUAAGUAAAUCUACAUUCUUAAAAAUGUCUUACAUGUAAAAUAUAUUUAUUAAUUAAACUUAAAUUUGUAGAAAGAUACCCAUUAUUUACAUAAACAUUGAUGGUAGAUAUACAAUCAAAUAUCUCAUGUGAAAAUAUUUUAAGAAUAAAAAGAAUCAAUUUUGAAUUGAUAAUGAGUUAUCACUAUUUACUAUCUGUAAAGUUUUUUUUGUCAGUAAAAACGACCACCCAUUCCCAUAAAUGAAUAUCGAGUAAUAGAUCAGUUUGAAAAUGUUAUUAAGUAAUUAAAAUAUUAAAUUUUUUAAAUUUGAAAACCAGGCCCCUUAAUAUAAAAUAAGAUGUUAAAAUCAAAAAUUACUUCAAUAACCUGAUUAUGCUAUCAAGCUCUUCAUCUAUUUAUUUAUAAAAAUAAUCAUACUUGUAUUUAUAUUUUAGAAAACUGAUCCAGGUUGGCCUAUUUUAGUUCGUAUACAACCUUUAUUGCAUUGGAAUUAUGAUACUGUUUGGUCAUUUUUGAGACAAUUUUCUAUACCAUAUUGUUGUUUGUACGAUAAAGGGUAAGACAUUAAAAACAUAUAAUACUACCUAUUACAAAACAUAAACUAGUCUCAUUUUUUAUUUUUUUUAUUUUUUUCAUAGCUAUACAUCUCUUGGUAACAAGUCAAAAAGUUGCCGUAAUCCAAAUUUAAAAUAUAUAGAUGAGAAUACUGGAGAAGAAAAAUAUUGGCCAGCGUUUUUGCUUAAAAAUAGUAAUUCAGAAAGAGAAAAUCGAUUAUAAAUAUUAAAAAGUAUAUUUAUUAAAAUUAGGUGAAGGAGUUCAAUAUAGAUAAAAAUAUUAAUACAUACAUUUUGUUUUCUUUUUUUACUAUUAAUGACACUUAAUAACUAAUGUACUACGCACUCCAAUUUGCCAUACAGAUGCAUUGUCAUCAAUUAAUGCUGCCUCAAUAUGUACUUGAUGUUGACUUCCUUGGUUGAAACUUAAGCAAAAUUCUGAAGCAAAGAAAUCCUUAUGUGGUUUUACUGUUUGUGUUAACACCACAUUUCCUUCAGUUGGUCUUGUAUCAUGGUUUCUUGUUACUAAUUGUGACAUAACUGUUAAUUGAAUCCCGUCAACUUUACGAAAUUUAGCCUUUGUUCCGUGUUGUACAACUCCUUCAACUUUAACUACAAAAUUACUCCCCAUAUUUACAGUAAUCGGCUCCCCAUUAACUCUAGGUUGAGGCGAUACAGCUAAAGUUAUAGUAGUUGAUUGUAAAGUUUGGAAAAAAUAACGAGGGAAACACAUCGGUGUAGUUACUAAGAGGGAAGCUUGUUUUUUAAGAGACCGUAUAUGUUUAUGAGUGAUUGCUUUUUCUUUUACUGUACUCAUUAUUUCUAAGAGCUGUUGUCUACAUUUCACAAUCAAUUGUAUUUCCAAAGAACCUUCUUUUUCCAAUUCAGAAUCCAAAACUGGACAGUCACAUUUGUUUGGAACAGCUACAGAUUCAAUAUUGUGAGCCAUUAAUAAGCAUAAAUGUUGUAAUAGUUGCAAGUGGUAUAAUGUAUUAGGAUCAGCAUCAAAUGCUGAUUGAUAUAGUCUCCAAUAUAGAUCUGCACAUCCCUUAAAUUCCUUUGCUCUUUUUCUUAAUUGAUUUGUAAUAUGACCAUAACUUUGCAUUUCAUCUCUAGUAGCCUGUACUAUAGCUGAAGCAAUAGCUGGUGGUGGAGUAGUGCAAAAACUAUUGCACGUAGAUAAUAAACGCAUAAAACAUUGUAACAAUUCACAACGUAAACGUGUAUAUUCUGUUUGAAAAAUAAGCAUUAACGAUGCAGCUUUCAGAGCAGCAAUUGCUUUGUAGUAAGUAGAUAUAGAUUGGCCUAAAUUGCUCAAUAAUUUUGAAGGAUUUGAAGACAUGAGUUGAGACUCUGCUGUACUUAUAGUCUCCAAUGCAGCUAACCAAAAAUGCAUUUGUUCUGACCCAACACGAUUAUUUAGACUGCCAAAAAUUUUUGAACUUAUAGUAAAGUGGCCAUACCUAACAGCCGCUCGACCAAUUUUAUAAUUGGACCAUAAAUCAGUAUUUAGUAUUACAUCAUUAAUUACUCGUUUUACAUCAUCAUUUUCAUUGAAACCUGCUACAGCUUGGAAAAUCACAGUACAUAACAAAAUUGUAGUAGAUAUAUUAUCUUGAUUUUUACUUAAGUUUCUCAGUUGUUUUAUAAAAACUGGUAGAUUGGGCUGUAAAGUACCGGGUAAAAUACCACCAAAAGCAGCAAUAGCUUCACAUAUCAGUGGAGUUAACUCAGAUCCAUUUUGUUCUAAUGGUUUAACUAUAAGUGAAAGAAAUUCUGGGAUUAAAUUUUUAUUUGCCUUACAUAACAUAAUAGACGAUCGUAAACCAUCACGAAGAUAACUUGAUGAUUUAUCACAGUUUUCGUCUGUACUAUCGACAUCCAUUGGUUUAUAGGUAUUAUUUGUUUUUAAAAUACUAUAGAUUAAAGAUUUUUCUUCGACACUUAAAUCAUUAAAAUAAUUAUCAUCAUUGUGUUUUCCGGUAGAUAGUACAGACAAUAGAUAACUCUGUAUACAAACCUUCAAUGUAUUGGCAUCAUUUUCUGACAAAAUAUCUUCUUCAUAACAAUAACAUGCUAUAUUUGCUAAUACUUUAACUGCAUUUCCAGCAACUGAUUGAUGUAAUGAUCCUGAUUCAGCAAUACACAUGGACAUAAGUGGACAGUCCGUACUAUAAUGCAAUUGACAUACAGCUGGAGAUUUUGUUAAUGGUACAAAUACAUUUAUAGCAUUUGCUUUCAAAUUGUUGUCAACAUUUAAACUUUUACAAAAACUGACUAAAUUAUUAAUAGUUGAAACAGACCAAAAAUGUGCACCUUCUUUAGCAAUUUGAUAAAGACCAGAAAUGGCAUAAUUGCAAACUAAAGGUCGUUUGUCUUCACUUAAAUAUUUCAAAAGUAAUUCUAUUUGUUUAGGCACAUCUACUAAAAUUGAUAAAGCUAAUUGAUUAAGUGUCUUUAAUGUGACAAGUACAAAAUCUUGAGCUGGAUAUUUAUCCAACAAAUCAGUACAAAGGGUUCUUACCAUUGUUGCAGUAGUUGUAUCGUGAUGCAUAUGUUUUAAAAUAGGGAUUAGUUCAAGUUUCAUUACUACAUCAGUCGAAAUACCCUGUAUCAUAUUUGAAAUUUUACUGCACAUACUUAAAGCAAAUGAUUUUGAUUGAGCAGCAAAUUGUGCAGCAGCAUAAAUUGCAGAUUCUACUUCUACUGCGUUGUGAGAAUCUAAACUUGUACGUAUGCUAUGGUGCACUUGACCUCUUUCUGGUAUAAUACGUGCAACGCUUCCCAAUGUACGCAACGUCAAGCCUCUAGCAACUGGGUCAUUAGAAUGAAUUACACUAUAAAUUCUUCUAACAAACUCGUCAAUGUUUAAUAUUUUGUCAAUGUGUUUUUCUGUCUGUUGACAAACUUGCAACACCCAAAGACGAAGAAAAUUAUUUCCCAAGCGAAAAACAUCAGCCAGCUUCAAGAAAGACGAAUUAAUAAGAAUUGGAAAUGGAUAUUUUUCAAUAAGACGAGGGAAACGUACAAUAGCUUCACAUUGUUCACCGACACGACUAGAACGGAGACCUUUAUCUAAUUCAAUCAAAGCAGAAUUGGCAUCUUGAUCAGGUUCUCCUAAAAGGGUUUCACAAAUAGCACUUCGAAGAGCUGGCAUCUUACAAGUAUUGCACAAACAGUAUUAUUAAAACACAAACCUUAUUAAUUAGCAUUAGUUGCACAUAAAAUUAUUUAACUUAAUAAUAGUUAUGUAUAUAAAUUACCAGAAACACUGAUCUGCACAUGAUACUUAACAUAAUAUUUUUUAAUAACUGUUAAGUAGUAACUAUAAUUAUUACGAAACAAUAAGUUAGUGAAAUUCUUAGAAUUUAUUUUGAAUUUGGAUCUUUUGAAAUUUCGUAAUGUUGACUGUCAUUACAUUGAUUUAAACUUGUAACAAAUAAAACAAACUACAUU
Molecule: messenger RNA, 8360 nt
Organism: Cinara cedri
Lineage: Eukaryota; Metazoa; Arthropoda; Insecta; Hemiptera; Aphididae
Source: the annotation of a GenBank genome assembly